This is a messenger RNA of Esox lucius (northern pike), 4094 nucleotides long. RefSeq names its product zinc finger E-box-binding homeobox 2-like. Gene Ontology annotation, molecular function: DNA-binding transcription factor activity, RNA polymerase II-specific; RNA polymerase II cis-regulatory region sequence-specific DNA binding. The transcript has 9 exons. NCBI's taxonomy places the organism in Eukaryota, Metazoa, Chordata, Actinopteri, Esociformes, Esocidae. The record is from RefSeq and is a predicted model, not a curated record. Gene Ontology annotation, biological process: anatomical structure development; regulation of transcription by RNA polymerase II. The coding region runs from base 117 to 3416 and encodes 1099 amino acids.
AACAGAGUUCUAGACGCCCUUUGGGCACGCAAGCAAUGUUUCACACCAUUCAUUCUCAUUCUCAGGCACAGACGCACCAAAGAUAGCUUCCCUGAGCAAAGUGAGGCUUUAACAAGAUGAUGGCAGAGGACAGCCGGGGCAAACGAAGGAAACAAGCGAACCCAAAAAGAAAUCAAGUAGGCAUUGAGCGUGUCAAUUCGCUGGGCUCAGAGGGGGAGGAUGGUGAUGAGGUGGGUCUGUGGAGCAUGGAGCCCCAUGACUACCAGGGCAGCCUGGACAAGACCAGUCUAACUCCCAGCGAGGGAGAAGGGGACAGGGAGGGGACCGAGCCAGGAAGAAGCCCCAGCCCCAGGGGCCACUUAACUCUGCCCCACAGUCUAAGCUUCAGCCCCAAGGAGGGCCACUGGGCAGAGGGGGCCAAAGAAGAAGGACAUGGGAGAAGGCAAACCAUGACGUACUGGGAUGGAGAGAGGGAGCAGGCAUCUCUUACGACCUACAGUCAAAGGUCAGAUAGUCAGGCCUUGGAGGACAUGGCCCACUGUGAAUUCCUGGUGCAGCUGAGAAAAGAGUCCUCCAACCACCGCCCAUCCCAGUACUACCCCCAGCACCAGCAGCUCACUAACAGCAGCCCUACACCCCAAACCAUGUAUCUCCCUGCCAGCCUGAACCUCCACAAUGACCCCCCUUCCAUUUGGUCUCCUGCGGCUCAGCGCUCACCUCUGGGACAAGACCAUGUCUCUCAGAGUCCUGACGCUAUGAGGAACCUUCACAUGUGUCCGUAUUGCCAGCGUUCCUACCACCACAGUGCAUCUCUUCGCGAGCAUGUCAAGUUCUGCCACAAGCGCGAUGGGGAGCACAUGGUGUACACUGCCUCCUUUAGGGAACAGAUGGAACAACAUAUGGCACUGCAUAGUCAGCUGCAUCCUGUAUCUGAACAUGGCAUGGAGAGUAGAAAGUUCAAGUGUCUGCAAUGUGGAAAAGCCUUCAAGUACAAACAUCACCUCAAAGAACACCUCCGCAUUCACAGUGGUGAAAAACCGUACGAAUGUUCCAACUGCAAAAAGCGCUUCUCUCACUCCGGCUCCUACAGCUCUCACCUCAGCAGUAAGAAGUGUCUGACCGGAGGAGCAGGCAGUGGAGGAGGGGGCAGCUACAAUAACGGACAUGGCAUUCACAGGGCCUCCAAUUACUCCCCUGUGUCACCGUCUGCAGGCAGUGGAAGGAGCAGCAACAGGAAGGGCUCUCCCUAUCCUCUCCACACCCAUGACAUACAUCCGCUAAGAAGGUUUGAGAGGGAGCGAUACCCCGGUGGACACCCGGAUGUAGGCCUCCUUCGGGGCCAGGAGCUCGGUAGGGAGUUUAGUCCCUUGUGGGACCCUCCGGUGGAGCUCUCUCCACAGGACAAUGUGUUCAAGGGGACCACACUGCUGCCAUACCUCCAUGCUGGGGGCAAGUUUGACCAGAUGCUGCAGUUGAUGUUACACAAGGAGGAGGGAGGGUCAAUUGCAAUAAGGGAGGAAGGGGGACCGGGGGUUCACAAUGGAGGGAGAGAUGGAAUGGCAUCGCCAGAGACAUUAAAACACCACCGAGCCAAGUUGGGUGAGGGACAAGAUCAGGAGGAAGAAGGUGGGGUUGCCUGUCGCUGGUGCUCCCAGCUAUUCCCCAGCCUAGCCGUCUUACUCCAGCAUGAGCGCUAUCUUUGCAAGAUGAACCGAGAGGCCAUGGAGGUGCCUGAAGGUCCUUGCAGCAAAAACCACCACUCCCCCCUUUACUUGGCCCCCAGACAUCUUCUCCAGCCACUACCACCAGCAGACAACCAUAAACCAGCCUUGACCAAUGGCUUCCCCAAAGACAAGUCUCCUCUGCGAAGACCGAGCUGGCACUCUGUCCCUCAGCAGCUACUGGUCGCCAUGCACUCUCCCCAACCACGUCCAGACACACUUGCCAUGAGGUCCUAUUGGUCCAGACAGGAAAGUGGUGGGAAUGGUGGCAGCCCCAGCCAACUAGCUCCAAGCAGCCCUGCUACAGAAAUGUCUCCCCCUCCCCCAUUGGUGCGAAAGGAAGUUCACUCCUCAGGGUUUGGCUCACCCCUAUGUCUGGACCUGUCCUCCACUUCUCUCACACCUCCUCUAAGUCAUGCCCGCCCCCAAAUCAGGACGCCCGGGUCAGAUAGUUCCCAGACAGACCAACCGCUGGAUCUCUCGUUCCCAAAGCCCCAGGAAGGUAAAGCCCUGGAGAACAGCACGCUCAUUAACGGAAACCUUCGUUGGGGAGAGAAGAUCCAGAGAGACCCAGCAAAGAACCAGUCCCAUCGGAGGCUGACUCUCAGUCCACCUCCUCACCAGCAGCAUCCAGCAGUCUACAGAGGAGCUCCAAUGUUUCGACGAUCGAUCUACAGUGCCUACCCUCUGUUGAACUCUGCUGGGUUAGCUGGCUCAAGGCAUGACGGGGUCCCCACUUUGCCCCUCAGUAUUCCCACUAGUAACCACAGAUUUGUCUCACCGAUGACCUUCAUGAUGGAGUCAGACACAGAUUCUGUUCUAAAGAGGAUCCACAUGGAGAGACAAGCAUUCAUGAGUGAGAUGAUGGCCCGUGGAGGCCUGGACUACAUUUCUCUGAUGGACGAGGGGGCAGACAUAGAUGGGGGACAAGGCAGGAAAAGACUUAAAAAGACAGAUGAAGGCCUGUAUGCUUGUGAUAUCUGUGACAAAACCUUCCAGAAGAGCAGCUCUCUGCUCCGACACAAGUAUGAACACACAGGUAAGCGUCCUCACGAGUGCAAGACCUGCAAGAAGGCUUUCAAACACAAGCACCACCUGAUCGAACAUAGCCGCCUCCACUCCGGGGAGAAACCCUACCAGUGUGACAAGUGUGGCAAGCGCUUCUCCCACUCAGGCUCCUACUCCCAGCACAUGAACCAUCGGUACGCCUACUGCAGUCGGGACCAGGACCAGGAGGGGGGUGAUGAGCUUCCGCUAACCCCAGGAGGGUCCACUGACCCGGGCCACAUGAGCGGAGGCACCACACUUUCCAUGGAGGACACUCCAGUGUUUCUUAGUGACUCAAGUCUUGACGGAGGGAUUGAAGGGAGAUUAGAUGUAGAGGAUGAGGAAGAGGAGGGCGAGACGAAGGGUGUAAAUGGGAAGGAGGCAUGUAGUUUGUCAGGGUCCGGUGAAGGGCUUGGUCUGAACCCCCGUCUGGUCAUUGGGUCCCCUGCAAAGAGAGACAGAGAGAGCAGACUGGAGGAGAGAGUUGGAGAGCUAGUUGACAGACAUGACAAAGAAAGAAAGAGUGCUGGUCUAGGGACUCUGGGUCUUGAGCACAACCUUAGCUGGGAAAGAGAGAUGCAAAAAGGAAAUGGUGAUCAGGACACAGAUCCAUACAAAGUGAGAUCGGAAACGUCAGUGUCCCAAUGAAAACAAGUGUGGCGAUACGAUGCAUCCAGUACAAAUCUGCUUGAGAGCCGUGUGAAUAUUUUUUUAACAUGCACUGUUCAAAAAUGUAUAUACAGCUAGAAAAGUGCCUUCUAAUGCAAAGCUAUGAGACAACCAAAAUGCUGACAAGGUUAAGAUAAAUGAGUAUGCAUUACAAAGAAAUGUUGUUCAUGCUGUCCUGAACCAGGAAAUAUUGUCUAAUGUAUUUCCAGUUGCCUUAUCAGUAUAAUCAAUUCUUUAUUUGCCAAUAGUUUACUUGAGAAGGUUUUUAUAUUACAUUUUACAUGGUAUUUUCAUGAGUCUCUCUGAGACCUCUGUGUUUUACAAUAAAUAGGCAGUGAAUAAUAAUGAUUGUUCUAAUUAGGAUAAAUGAUGAAAUAUGUAUUAUUUUGUGCUAAAGCCAUUUCUUUGUAGGAUGUAUCUAUUAUGACUGUGGGCAUUAAUCAUGGGCAUUAGUACGGUGAUGCAUUAGUGGGUAAAUGAUUAUUAUUGCUGCCAAUAUAUAUCUCCAUACCAAUAGUGACUAAUAAUUAGUUGAUAUAGCAUUUAAAUGAUCCUCAUCAAAGCCACUCACCAUAACGCUGGCUGACUUUUAAACUGAGCCAUCAGGAAGUUGAAUGUGUGGUAUCCAUCCCAACUUUAAUAAAGUGAAACAAUGUC